Pungitius pungitius (ninespine stickleback) is the source of this 1420-nucleotide messenger RNA. RefSeq names its product Ras-related protein Rab-33B-like. NCBI's taxonomy places the organism in Eukaryota, Metazoa, Chordata, Actinopteri, Perciformes, Gasterosteidae. Gene Ontology annotation, molecular function: GTP binding; GTPase activity. The record is from RefSeq and is a predicted model, not a curated record. Bases 65 to 769 code for a protein of 234 amino acids. Gene Ontology annotation, biological process: Rab protein signal transduction; regulation of exocytosis. The transcript is spliced from 2 exons.
CAGGUGCCGUUUUGUCUCGCGAUGUUUCAGCACCGCUCACAUCCAGACUGCGAGAGGAUGAGCGAUGGCAAUAGAAAACAAACCAGGGGACAAACUGGACACCGUUUUCGGUCAAAGUGACUCCUCGGAGCUCCCUUCGCACCGCAGUCAUGACACGGCGCCCGCUCGCAUCUUCAAGAUAAUCGUCAUCGGAGACUCGAGCGUGGGGAAGACGUGUUUGACGUACCGGUUCUGUGGGGGCUCUUUCCUGAACAACCCGGAGGCGACGAUCGGGGUCGAUUUCCGAGAGAAGACGCUGGAAAUUGACGGAGAGAGCAUCAAGCUGCAGGUCUGGGACACGGCGGGCCAGGAGCGUUUCAGGAAGAGCAUGGUGGAGCACUACUACCGCAGCGUCCACGCCGUCAUCUUCGUGUACGACGUGACCAGCCUCUCCUCCUUCGAGAGCGUCCCCGAGUGGAUCGAGGAGUGCAGCCGGCACUGCGUGGGGCCCCUGGUGCCCCGCAUCGUGGUGGGCAACAAGUGCGACCUGAGGGACCGCCGGGAGGUCCCCACCGCCGCGGCGCAGUGCCUCGCCGACAGCUACGACUUCCCGCUGUUCGAGACCUCGGCCAAGGAGCCCGCUGAGAAGGAGCACGUGGACGCCAUCUUUCUGACUCUGGCGUACAGACUGAAGAGCCACAAACCGCUGCGACUGAAGCAGCCGAGCGAGAGCGGCGCCGGGCAGCUGUGGGAGCAGAGAGAGCAGGGAGCGGCGACGUGCCAGUGCUGAGGUCAUCGCAAGCCUCGUGGGUCGAUAAUGGUACUGAGGAAAGGCCUGAGACUGAAUUCAGAAAGGCCUCUCAUGAUCAUGACAUAGAACGGGAUGAAUCGGUUUUCCCCGUAUGGCUGCUUGAUGCCAGGCGCAGAGCGCAACGUCAAGGGGGCUGUAAGCUGCACACUAUUAAUUCUACAUUUCAAUGAAAAGCAUGAAUGGAAAUGGCCGUAUGCUAACUAUCUGUGACAGCACAGACGAGCAGAGUGCACAUUAAUACGUAGAGAAAACGUAUGCUGUCAGCUGUCCCGUAGCACUGCAGCAUUCAACACAGACGCUGAAUUGAGAUUUCAGUGAAAAGAAAUGGAGCAAAAAGGUCAAUUAAAAUGUGAACAUAACACACUCAGUGUCCGCUCAUUCUUCUGUUAGAGUUCACCGGUAACAAAAUGUAACUAACUACUUGGACAAAAUGCAAAUACUUGGUUUACUUGAAUAGCAUGAACACAUGCUCAGCUGUCUCUGGAAACUGUUGUGCCAAAUGCAAGGUAUCGAUGGUAUGAGAUAAAAUCACUAAAUGAUAUUUUCUUUUUUGCAUGUGUACAAAAAAUGUUUUUUUCAAAAGUAUUGAGAUCUGUGAUGUUGCAAAUCAAUAAAAGUGGUUUCAUUGUG